GGCAUGUCUGACAUUGCUCAACUUUUUUGGGGGUGGUGGUGGUGGACCGUUACCCUCCUCAGAACAUUCUGUUCGGGACUCCGGGGGGGUGACAGAUAAGGUGGAAACCAUGGCUGCUCUUCGCCCAUUGGAAGAGAAACUGGAGGAAUUUCGUUUAGCCUCACGCUCCUGUGAUCACGUUUUCAAGCACACCCUGGGCCAGGCCCAACAGACGGAGAGACAGAUAAAAAACGAGUUCGAGAAACUCCGUCAGUUUCUGCGGGAGGAAGAGGAGGCCAGGAUCGCCGCGGUGAGGGAGGAAGAGGAGCGGAAGAGUCGGAUGAUGAAGGAGAAGAUCGAGCAAAUGAAAGGCGAUAUAUCCACUCUCUCGGACACAAUCAAGGUUGUGAAGGACGAGCUGGAAGCUGAAGAUGUCUCCUUCCUCCUGGCUUAUGAAGACACAAUGAAAAGGGUCUGGGCGGCACCUCAGAUCCCUGGGAAAGAUCCGGGGGCGCUGAUCGACGUGUGCAAACACCUGAGCAACCUCAAGUACAGAGUCUGGGAGAAGAUGCUGGGGACCGUUCAGUACACCCCUGUCAUUCUGGACCCCAACACAGCUGCCCGCUCCCUGGCCCUCUCUGAUGAUCUGACUCGGGGGGGUCAGGGGGGGGACGAGGUGGGGGCGGGGCAGCAGCAGUUCCCCAGUAACCCGGAGAGGUUUGACCCCUACGCCUGUGUGCUGGGGUCCCAGGGCUACAGCUCGGGGAGGCACAGCUGGGAGGUGGAGGUGGGGGACAGCGCCAACUGGACGCUGGGCGUGGCGGUGAGCUCCGUCCGCAGGAAGGAGGAGUUUUCGGCGUGUCCUGAGGAGGGCCUGUGGACCAUCAGCUUAAGGGACGGGGGGUACUGGGCGAUGGAAACACCCUGGUCCUUCAUCCCGGUCCAGAAGAGGCUCCAGAGGGUUAGGGUGGAGCUGGACUGGGACGGUGGUCAGGUCACCUUCUGCGACCCCGCGGAGGCCGACAGCGCCCCCCUCUACACCUUCACGCACACCUUCACGGAGCAGGUGUACCCCUACUUUGAGAGCAUCUGCACACGGAGGUCCCUGAGAAUCUUGCCGGAGAAGGUGUCCGUUGAGGUGGACGAAGACUCCGCUGGACAAGCCCUCACACCGUCCCGCCGAAAUUCCCUCGAGUGAUGCCAUUAGCUCAUAACUCAAGGGGUCAGAGGUUGCAGGUUCAAUUCUCAGAUGGGGCACUGCCAUUGUACCGUACCCUUGAGUGAGGUAUUUAACCUGCACUGCUUCAGUAAAUAACCUGAAGGCUGAUGGCUACCCAGAAAGUAUAUUUGACACAUGAGGUUUGCCAAUGGUUUGUAAAUGAUAUUAGAAAAUACAUAUGGCUUUUUUGGAAAAUGUACAGAAUGAAAUACACAACAUAAGAAUUAGCUUGAGCGACAGACUCAUAGCAUGUUGUUAAAGCUAAUUUGCUUUAGCACUUCCUUUUUUUGCAUGUGUAAUUUGAGUUAAGUAAGCCGGCCUUUUUUUUUUUGGUGUUAUCCUCUGAUUGAAAACCAGUGUGUGUCUGAGU
Messenger RNA from Anguilla rostrata (American eel), 1568 nucleotides. Its product is annotated as E3 ubiquitin-protein ligase TRIM35-like. Gene Ontology annotation, biological process: protein ubiquitination. NCBI's taxonomy places the organism in Eukaryota, Metazoa, Chordata, Actinopteri, Anguilliformes, Anguillidae. Gene Ontology annotation, cellular component: cytoplasm. The record is from RefSeq and is a predicted model, not a curated record. The transcript has 6 exons. Gene Ontology annotation, molecular function: ubiquitin protein ligase activity; protein binding. Bases 110 to 1177 code for a protein of 355 amino acids.